AAUGGCAGGUGUUGUACACAAAACAAAUAACUCAGAAGGCCAAGAAGUUUCGCGAUGGUGUCCUAAGGCUUGCAAGUUGUGGAUCGUCAGGGAGGCAGGGGAUUAUCAGGUAUGACAUGUUUGCAUGGGUUGUUGGUAGCCACGUUGUCAGGCCCUUCAGUACCACCAAUGGCAUUAUGAUCAUGCUGUACGAUGCAACCAGGACGCUCUUAGAUAGCGGAUUUCUGAAAAUGGAUGAAAUAAUCAUAUCUGGUGAAUCAUUAGCAUUUGAUGCUCACUUGGUGGACAUUGGAGAGAUUGAAUGUGACCAUAAAUCUCCAAUGGACUUGAAAGCUCCAGAAAAAAAACUUCAAGAGUGGGAGGCUAUGUACUCUAGCCAUAUAACUCAGAAAAACAAGAAGUACCAUGACGGUAUCCUUGGACUUUCACUUUGUGGUUCCUACCAAAAGCAGCAACACUAUCAAGCAAUUCAUGAUUUACAUGGAGUAACUCCACUAAAACUGCAGGGAAUUGACAUAAAGGUUACUCUAUUGACUGAAGAUGGGACCGUUUUGAGCCAUAAAUUCCUCAAGUUAUCAGAAGAUGUGACUACUGGAAGUGCAUUAAAACUUUCAAAUUACUUGGUGGAGGUUGGUGAGCCACGGAGGAGUCAUAAAGGCAAAGUUCUGCUCUAAGAGGCAUUUUUUUGCUGUCAUCUAUUCUCAUUUUCUGUAAAAAUUGCUGAGUGGCUUCUCCAAUAUCUUUGUUACAUCAUCAAGGAGAGUCUUAGAAGAAUGCCUCUCCGUUAAAACAUGUGGAUUCAAACUUUAGAAGCUAUGGGACC
Molecule: messenger RNA, 823 nt
Organism: Ilex paraguariensis (yerba mate)
Lineage: Eukaryota; Viridiplantae; Streptophyta; Magnoliopsida; Aquifoliales; Aquifoliaceae
Source: the annotation of a GenBank genome assembly